Molecule: messenger RNA, 1574 nt
Organism: Macadamia integrifolia
Lineage: Eukaryota; Viridiplantae; Streptophyta; Magnoliopsida; Proteales; Proteaceae
Product: WRKY transcription factor 22-like
Exons: 3
Coding region: 188-1315 (375 amino acids)
Biological process (GO): regulation of DNA-templated transcription
Cellular component (GO): nucleus
Molecular function (GO): transcription cis-regulatory region binding; DNA-binding transcription factor activity
Source: RefSeq, a predicted model, not a curated record
UCUCUUCCCUUGUAAAGUCAGCGCUGUCCUUUGUUCCCCUUCUCUCUCUCUCUCUGUCUCUCUCUCUCUCUCUCUCCCCUCUUCUCUCUUCCCUGCCCAAACGGGAGUAGCAGGAGGAGGGUGGCAAUCAUCGCGAGGACAGUCUGUGUGAGUUCCAAGCAGAGAAGAGCUCCGUAAAUUUCUCGACAUGGGCGAUGACUGGGAUCUGCAAGCGGUGGUGAGAGGAUGUUACACCAACGCUACCACCAUGGCCACCGCCAUGACCACCAUAACAACCGUCGCCCCAACCACCAGUGCCGCCAUCUCUAUGGAAGAGACUUCUUACUCUUCCUCUUGCUUGCCUCCUCCUAUGAAUCUGUACCAAGAUGACCACCAACUCCUCUGUUUCCCCAAUCUUGAGACCCGGACGCCUCUUGGGGAUUUAGAAGCACUCUAUAAGCCUUUUUUCCCCAAAUUCGAACCUCUCUCCGCACAUGGCAUCUCCACUUCAUCCCUUCUCGCCCAUGGAGGAUUCAAAGAUCCGCUGCAGCAACAACAACAACAACAAAGUAAACCACAACAGCAACAAAAGCAAUCUCCGCAGUGUCUAACAGUGCCUACCGCAGCUGCCGCUGCCGCUGCGACCACUACUACAAGUCAUUCUCAGACCCCUCGAUCGAAAAGAAGGAAGAAUCAGCAGAAGAAGGUGGUUUGCCAGGUACCUGCCGAAGGUCAAUCUUCGGAUAUGUGGGCUUGGCGUAAAUAUGGCCAGAAACCCAUCAAAGGAUCUCCUUACCCUAGGGGUUACUACAGAUGUAGCAGCUCAAAAGGGUGCUUAGCCAGAAAACAAGUUGAGCGGAGCCGCUCAGAUCCAGGAAUAAUGAUUAUCACCUACACAAACGAGCACAACCACCCAGUUCCUACCCACCGGAACUCCCUUGCCGGCAGUACUCGCCACAAGUUUCCUACACCUCAGCGAUCCACUGGUGAUGAACCCGGAACACCCACCAACAAACCUUCGUGUUCUUCCCCUGCAUCAACGACCGGUCUCUCUCCGACAACCCCUUUAAGUACUGCCACCAUGGAAGACGAGCUUCUUCAACAGUUCAAGCAAGAGAGCAGGGAAGAUGAAGAGGAAGAAAUGAUUGAGGACAACGAAGAAGACGGCGAUCUUUUUAUCCCCGACAUGGGAGACGAUUUCUUCGCGGGUCUCGAUGAACUCACCGGAACAACCAGCGGCGACACCUUGGAUGAUUGCUUUUCUGACCACCUUCCUUCAACUUUUCCGCCUCAUUGGCUCUCUCAUAACGCCACCACCGCCGCUGGUGGCAGCUGAAACGCCGGAAUAAUCGCCCACCGACAUUGGAUACUGAUAAACUUUCCAUAUUUUUUUCUUUUUGCCCCCCAGUGAGAGAAUCUCUGUUCUCGUCGCUUUCUAGUCCUCACCAAGAAUUCCAGACUUGUUUUAUAAAACACCCACCAUUACAAAGAGCAUAGAAGAGUGAUCCCAAGCUCAUUAUGAUGAAUUAGCAGUCAAGAUCCACUGUAAAAUGUAAAAUCAUACCAAAGGUCAACGAAGAUACUUCCAUAGAUCA